Molecule: messenger RNA, 1303 nt
Organism: Ceratina calcarata
Lineage: Eukaryota; Metazoa; Arthropoda; Insecta; Hymenoptera; Apidae
Product: elongation of very long chain fatty acids protein 7-like
Exons: 4
Coding region: 59-838 (259 amino acids)
Biological process (GO): sphingolipid biosynthetic process; fatty acid elongation, saturated fatty acid; fatty acid elongation, monounsaturated fatty acid
Cellular component (GO): endoplasmic reticulum membrane
Molecular function (GO): fatty acid elongase activity
Source: RefSeq, a predicted model, not a curated record
GUACCCGACGUCGUAGUGAACGCUUCUGCAGUUUGUUUCGAUCACUAAAGGAACUACAAUGAUUCGGUCAGAAUUGGAUAUACAUGUGCAAACUGCGGAGAAGUUGGUGGUAGAAAAUUGGAUAUUUAAAAAUUCUGCUCUGCCACUUGCCUUUAUCACAUUCUCAUAUCUCUACUUCGUUUUGAAAUGUGGACCGAAAUACAUGCAAAAUAAACCUGCAUACAAACUCAAAACGUUCAUCAGAUACUUUAACAUUUCACAAAUCGUGGUAAAUGCAUGGAACGUGUAUACUUUAAUAAGAUAUGGAUGGGGAAUAGACAAUCUCAUAUACACAAGAACUGAAAGAAACCUAGAAUUGAAAGCCCACUUGCCAGAGAUCGCUUAUGUAGCAUGGGCGGGACUCGGCUUGAAAGCUAUCGAUUUGGUCGAGACAGGUAUAUUUAUCCUUAGGAAAAAGCAAAACCAAAUUUCGUUUCUGCAUAUAUACCAUCACAUAACAACGGUUUGGAUAAGUUGGCUGUACGCAAGAUACUUUACGUAUGAACUUGCGUUGACACUGAUAGUACUUAAUUGUGGCGUACAUGUGAUAAUGUACAGUUAUUACUUACUUUCAUCCUUCGGUGAGACGAUGACAAGUGUACUAAGACCGAUUAAGCCUUACAUUACACUCAUACAAAUGGUGCAAUUUGUAAUUAUGAUAGUUUACGUAAUACAAGCAUGCAUCGCUGGUAGUUCUUCAAACAGAAAUCUCGGAUUUGUUACGCUGCUUGAUGUACUAGUCAAUUUCUACUUGUUUUACAACUUCUACAAGGAAACUUAUACAAAAGUAAAGAAAUGAAGAAAGGAAUAUCUAUAUAUGGGAUUAUGUACAUAAACAGCUUCGGAUUAUUCGCUUAAAAAACGAAUUAUACCUUAUAUAACAUUCCACGUAAUCUCGGAAUAGCAUACUGUUUCUUUGAAUUAUUAACACAUUAUAUUCAGAUCCUUCAGUUUCAUCGAAUGUACGAUAAUUAACACAUACGAAAUUAAUUAGCCUAGGAACCUUUCAAAUUAAAACAAUAAAAUAGCACAGCCUGAAAUGAGAUUGUAGAAAAUAACGUGGAUGGUUCCGAUGGUUGGAUAAGUUCCAAACUUAAACUCAAAUGAACAUAAUGUAAUACAUUUCUUAACAGUAUGUAAACAAAUUUCGUUUUUUUUAUUUCUUAUAAAAGAAUUCGUAAUCGGUCAUUUGACUGAUGCAUGAUAGGUUUACAAUUAGUGACACGAUUGUACGAAAUAAAUAACGUAAUUUAUACAAAUGUAA